Molecule: messenger RNA, 6401 nt
Organism: Labrus mixtus (cuckoo wrasse)
Lineage: Eukaryota; Metazoa; Chordata; Actinopteri; Labriformes; Labridae
Product: vasopressin V2 receptor-like
Exons: 7
Coding region: 473-2056 (527 amino acids)
Biological process (GO): positive regulation of vasoconstriction; regulation of systemic arterial blood pressure by vasopressin; G protein-coupled receptor signaling pathway
Cellular component (GO): membrane
Molecular function (GO): peptide binding; vasopressin receptor activity
Source: RefSeq, a predicted model, not a curated record
UCAGAUUCACUUCUGCUGUUGAGUGUUGGAGGGAGCAGCACAUUGCAGGAGCAUAACGUGACGCACAGGGAACCGGGACACACACAUGGCUAUCAAAUGGAUUACUGUGACAUAUACUUGUGAACUCCAACACAGCAAGAACAAUAGAAGCAGCAUACGCACCAAGGAGCUGCAAGGAUCCUGCCGUCCUUUGUUGUCACAGUGACAGAAGAAUCAGUGACAGAAGGAAAACAGAAAGAAAAAAAACUUCUUGAUUUUGAAAUAGACAUACUGAUUUUGCGUCCUACCUGAUUCAUACAGGGGCCAACUGAGGGACUCGGAUUGACAGCACUGCAGAUGUGAAUGUUUUGGGUGAAAUUCUGACAGCUUCUUGUUCCCCUGCUGCACCACUGAAGUGGAUCAUUGAGUGACAGAGACGCGGCAAGAGUAAAGGACACGUGUGAGAAAGCUUACCAUGCACUGACAGCAAGGAAUGGAAAGCAUCAGUGUGGAAACGGACUGGGAUGGGUUAGCCCUCUCCUCUCUGCCUGCCGCUGGACGGAACAAUUUCUCCUCCUCGUCUUUGUUUGUCUCCGAGCUCAACUCCCUCAAUAGUUCUCACAGUGGGGGAUCCUUCUUUGGGAUCUUCCCUGAGAACGGUUCCACCACCACACCUCACACUCUGCCCCAGCCCCGGGGCAGGGACCUGGGCCUGGCCCGAGCUGAGAUCGCUGUGCUCGGGGUGGUUCUGGCUCUCACCACCUUGGGGAAUAGCUUUGUGCUGUGGGUGCUGCUGAGGAGGAGAAAGCACAAUGCCCCCAUGCACGUGUUCAUGGUCAACCUGUGUGUAGCUGACCUGGUGGUGGCCUUGUUUCAGGUUCUUCCUCAGCUAAUAUGGGACAUCACAGAGAGGUUUCAGGGGCCCGACUUUCUCUGCCGCUCCAUCAAGUACUUACAGAUUGUGGGCAUGUUUGCUUCCUCCUACAUGAUAGUUGCCAUGACGGUAGACCGGCACCAAGCUAUCUGCUGCCCCUUACAGGCUUACCGCGGGGGGGCAAUGUCCCGCUGGAACACCCCUGUCAUGGUGGCCUGGGGCUUGGCGCUGGCGCUCAGCAUACCGCAGGUUUUCAUCUUCUCUCGCUCAGAAGUCGCUGGAGAAUAUGAGUGCUGGGGUCACUUUGCAGAACCGUGGGGGCUUAAGGCCUACAUCACCUGGAUGACCGUGGCAGUCUUCCUCCUGCCCGCCUUGAUAAUCACCAUCUGUCAGAUAAGAAUCUUCAGAGAGAUUCACAACAAUAUCUACCUGAAGUCAGAGAGGAUGGUGACGGCCGAGUUGAAGAAGGACGAAAUCCUCUUCCGCUUCCACAGCUUUAAGAAGGAGGACGAGCGAGCGAGGGAGAGAGGGAGACGGGCGUCGGGGGGAGGAGUGGGGAGGGAGGGCAGAGGAGGAGGAGGAGGAGGAGGAGGACAGCUUUUAAAGGGUGUGAAUAACCACCCUCACAAUAACAGCCAAGCUGGAGAGUCUUACGACUAUGUACCCUCUGCCGUUCAGUAUAACAGUUGCUGUGGUGCACCUGUGACAACAACAACAACAACAACAACAACAACAACAACAUCGACAACACAGCAGCAAACAGUUAACAGCUCAGACUGCCAGGAGGCAUACGUGCCCUACGAGCUGGCCUCAGGCUCACCCCGCUGUUCCCUCGACUAUGUUGCGCCUCUCCCUCCUGCCAUCCCGCCUCCGAGCAUCACUAAAGCCAUGUCCAAGACAGUGAGAAUGACCCUGGUCAUCGUGCUGGUCUACACUAUCUGCUGGUCUCCUUUCUUUAUAGUCCAGCUUUGGGCGGCAUGGGACCCCAACUCUCCAAACCAAGGAGUGGCCUUCACUAUCCUGAUGCUGCUGGCCAGUCUGAACUCAUGCACCAACCCGUGGAUUUACACUGCCUUCUCCAGCAGCGUGUCCAGAGAGCUGCUGAACCUGCUGCACUGUGGGUCCAGACCCGGCCGUCGAGGCUCCUUGCCAGAUGACUCUACCACCACACACACCUCUACCACCAAGGACAGUUUGUACUGACAGAGACUGAUGUAACAGCAACAGACACACACAGAGAGACAUGUUUGAAAUCAUAAGACAUGCAUGGAUGCACGUGCACAUGUUGCAAGGACAUGCAACUCCACAGCAACCGCCAACCUCCCGGCGUCACAGCCUGAGAGCAGAGAGCACUGACCUCUACCAGAUGUUUCCAACAACAAAGGACAGCUGUACUGUCAACAGGACCUCCAUCUGUAAUCACCUGUCCCCUACACCCCAGCAAGGGAGGAAGGGUGUCAUUGAAGGUGUCAACACCACUUUAUGAGGGCCCUAUGAAGUUUACAGGGGCUGUCAGAGAGCAUCUGCAAUGCAAAAAUGGCCACAAAAGUUGCAGUUGAGGGUGGAGAGCAUGUUUGUUGUUUCAUCUGAGAAAAUGUCUCGUCCCACUCACAUAGAGCAGAGCCGCAGGAAUGCAAGGGGUGGGUCAGUGUGUUAAUGGCCUUAUGGCAUGCCUAAUGUACAAAGCAGCAGAUGAAGCUAUGGACAUAGAGAAAAAAAAAAGCAGCAGGCUGAGGGAGCGAGACUCGCUGCUGGACUGAGAACAGACAGGGGAUGACAUGGGUGUUACAACUGUGGGAGUGUCCCUGGGAAGGCUGUGGUUGAAAUCUAAUAAUGUGAACAAACUGUUAAAUCAAAGAAAGUGGAUUAGAGACGGAUGCUUGGGGCUGUAUUUAUAUUUGUUUAGGAGGAAUCCGGUUCCAAAGAACAAUGGUGAUUUGUUAGGAGGAUGGAUGGCGUUUGACUCACAAGGACGGUGCGUUAGAGUCAAGACACUGCCCCAGAAGAGGAACUGGGGGAGCAUGGGUUAAUGCAGACAGGAGGAGGGUUUAGGCCUGGAAGAAUACAAAUGAACAAUCCAGGUUUCCUCAACCAACUGGGACACAAUUAUGUGAUUGUAUUCUGUACAAACACAGCAUAUGAGGUACACAAAUAGUCCCUUCCUGUCGUGCUCUCCUGAAAGUACGAAACAAGAAUAUCAAGCAGAGGACACAGGAAAGAAACAGAUAGGAAACAUUCAACUGCAUUCCAUGUAAAGUGAUGAACAAUUCAAAGUGUAUUUAUUGCAAAUGUAAGGCACAUUAUUAUAUAGUGUAUAAAAAAAUGUUGAAUGUAAAUCACACAUUUGAAAUGGUCCAAGAUAUGUAGCUGAAAACAAGAAGCUACAAGAGAAACCAAAGAUAUAAGGCUAAUUCAGGUCUUAAUUGUAGAUAAUAUAAAGCCUCAACAGAUAAGAUAUAUGAAGUGUAAAGACAGGGAAUAUACUCCCAGUCAAACUAAGUGCCUGUUUUGUCAGAGAACAUCCCUCACUGGAUUAACCUCGAAUGAUGUCAGCUGUGUUAUUGUUAGAGAGCUACCAUCACAGCUGGAAUCAUUGGAUAUGUAAUAUAUGCUAGAUCACACAAUGAGCCAUGCAUAUUUUUACCUUUUUAUUUAUUGUUUUGUAAAUGAAAAUAUACAUACAUAGGAUGUAUAUACAUUUCACUUCCUCUUAUUGCCUUAUGAUUAUGUAGAAAUCUAUAUAAAAGCAUUUCUUGGACAAAAAGUAAUCUAUUAUGCCCCUUAACUGCAUGAAAGACUUCAAACAGAACUAUUAUGGAAUCUUCUUCUAAAAAGUGAGAUUAAAUAUGCUUCUCCACAUGACCUACAUGUGAUAGCUGUCUGUGUGUAUAAAAUAUGAUAACUAUAUAUGUGGUUAAACUUUGACUAUGUGUUCCUGGAAAUGAAUGUUUUUUUUAAAUGCUCAUUUUGAUCCAUGAGAGAAUAGUGUUCUCCGUGUGUGCGGGACCAUACUGGGAUGCUUUUAAAGCGUGUCUCAGGAGUGCUUGUCUGGGUCGAAAGGAGAAGCCUCACCUUUUCCUCUGUGCAGCCAGGGUGUUUGAGCUUUUAGCACGCCUCUGUGAAUUUGUUCCCGAGACACAAAGCUCCACUUUGAUUCUCUGCCAGCUGAAAGGCUAUGGCAACAUCGUCCCUUAUCUCACUGUUAUAUCAGGAAAUAGAUGAACUUCUCCCAAAGCCUCGGGGUGUUCAUAUAUUUUUCUCUUCCUGUCAGGAAGUGAAGAGGUCAGAGGAGGAAUCUUUUUUCCUGAUAGGGCCAGACUUUGAAUCCAUCAGGCCUUUUGAUUGAUGCCAAGACGCCAAACACACUCAGGUUGUGCAUUACAUUUUCCGCACAGCCAUUAGUGACCAUUACAAAAGCUAAAUAAUAAAUAGAGAAGCUGCUGACACACUAAAUAAACACCCACUAAAAUUAGACCUAUCAGUGCUGAGAAUUUUUCCCUCCGUCAGUACCUGACAGUAGCUAUUAUCACCCCGACCACCAUCAUUCCCUGUUGUCAGAGCAUAUGAUAGAUGGUCUAUAGGUUAUAUCCCUGCUUUUUUGUAUUCCUGCAGUGUGUGUGUGUGUGUGUGUGUUUGAGUGUUUGAGAGAGAGAGAGUCAGUCAGUGUUUAUUCUGAACGUCUUGAUGCUUAUGGUAUCCAAGCUGAAGCAAGGUUGAUGUCUAAACUCAAGGUCACUUCUUCAUUACUGCGGGGCAGAGCUUCUUGCGAGGGGGUAUAAGGGAAAUAAAUGAGCCCUCUGUGUGGCUGUCACAAGGGCAGGAGAAUAGGUAAUUUUCCCUCUUCAAAUCAAUUUGGGGUCAGCAGAGGAGUGCAUCCAGAGGCUCUGACGAAUGACAGAGCAACCCCCAACCCCACCCAACACACACACACUUAGACACACACUCAUAGACACACACCCCACCCCAGCCUUGACCAAAGUCGGCAUAAAUCAGACUCGGAGCCAGGAGCUUUACUGCACUGAACAAUGUGUCUGCAUUGCUUAACUCAAGACCACUCUGCAAACCUGAAGACUGCUGAGGCCGCUCCUAAGCUCAUUCCAAGACACCGGGAGGUAUAUCUGAACCCCACCAUCUUACACAACACACUCUAGUGUCUGUGUUAGAGGGGAACAGUGGAGCAUCAUACUUUAUAAACAGUGGAAGUAAAAGAAAUAUGAGCAUUUUCACUCUUUCUCUCUCUAAAAAUGAUGAUUGUUUUUCUUUCUGGCUUUCUAAGCAGUUGGAAUUUUAUUUUUAAAUAGCCUGUUUCACUCAGGAAAUGUUUUCUAUAAAAAGAGGUAUUUGUACCCAUUGCCUUUGUUUACAACAACGGUUUAUCCCUUGGCAGUUUUCAAGGUGAUUUCUUCCAAAUAUAGCCAUUCUUUUAUUUUUUACUGCCUCGCCUCACACUUAAGAGCAGAUGAAGUGUUUACUGAUUUACUCCUCUAAGAGCCGACAGUAUCAAGGUGAGCUUUUAUCACCUUACCCACCUUGUUUUCAUUACUUGAAGCUUGGUUGUCCUCAUACUUAAACAAGAGUCCUUCAUUUUAUCCUUCAUUGUAAAUAAAAAAAAGACAUGCGGACGGUGUCUGAUAAAAAAAAACAUUUUAGGGGAGGUCAUACAACAUGCUUUCAAGGGGGUUGUCUGCAACGCAUUAGUUUGUUGUGAUAUGUCUGCUCCUGUGUAACCUGCGGUUUCUCACGGCUCGAUGCCAAGCUAUGAGCAGAGCAUGACUUAAAAAAAAUAUCUCCUUUACUGUGGUUUACCACUUAGUGUGAAAUGUGAAAGGGGUGUCUCAUUUAAUGGAGGAAAAUACAUUUUCAAAGACACAGAAAGUAAAGGGCAUUUUGCCAUAUAUGGCUUGUUUUUGACUGGCAACUGCAUCAACAGGCAAAAUGGAUUAGAGGAUGCCCAAACAGGAGAGGAAGAGGCAUAUAACAGAGAGGAAGUAAGAAAAGCUUUGAACUGUUUCUCUAUUCUCUCCAACCACAGUCAAAGGUUUUUUUUUUAUCAGCUACACAUGUAUCAUGGCUCACUGUACAUCACAUCCAUGAAAUAACCAGAACAAUAACUGUUAUGGUAGAGUAAUGAGGUGGAAUCCAGCGUGAAAAGAUACAGUCUAUUUUCUGAUUAUUGAGUUAACCCCUAUGUUUGUUGUUCUUGUUCUGCUUUUUGAAAGAACAGUGUGAAAGAAGUGCGAGCAGUAAAAACUUACAGCAGACAGUAAGUGUGACUUCAUGUGAGAGUAGUUCGUGUGACGCCAGUUUCCACAUUGCUGAAUCUCGCUAAGCCCAUUGCUGUCUGCCCCCUGAACUGCUGUUUUACACACCCCUGUCAAAAUAGCUUUUUUCUGCCUGACAGCACACACACAAAGAGAAAACUAAACAGUGAAAAAUACUUAUUUUCUUAUGUAAUAACGAUACACUUAAAAUUAGAGCACAUGCAAAUGUAAAAAAACAAACAUGUUGUGUAAUCUUGUAAAAAAUAAAUAAAUCAGAUUUAUCAGUU